GGAAACAUCUUGGAGAAAUCAGGAAACGUGAUACAGAAAUCGAUGAUCUUCAAAGAGAACUCAACUGGAGAAGAAAUGUCGUCUGCCCAGGGCUGGGAAGUUCUGCGCCACCUGUACAGGAAGCGAAUGUGACUCUGGAUCCAGACACGGCUCAUCCCCACCUCGUCCUGUCUGAGGAUUGGAAAAGUGUGAGAUGGGGUGACACACGGCAGGAUCUGCCCGACACCCCUGAGAGAUUUGACACUGAGCCCUGUGUGCUGGGCUGUGAGGGAUUCACCUCGGGGAGACAUUGCUGGGAGGAUCAAAUUUGGAGCUGUUUGAGGAGUUUGAAGAAAGAGGGAGAUGAGAAAUUGGUGUUUAACUACGGUGGGGAGAAGGAAAACCCAGGAACUGCUGGGAAACAUUACAGGAUAUUUCAUUCCGGGAAACAUCUUAACCCCUGGAGCUCAGCAUCAGCUCAUUUAUGUUAAGGGUGAAAGAUCAAGCUACAACACAUAAUGUGAAAAUUUAUUUCAUGAUGAAAUAGAAAGAUCUCCAAAAAUGUCAUGUCCAAGAAUAAUCUAGAGAUCAUGCAGCCACGAAACCACUUCAAGCCAGGGGGUGCUGCAUCCCCAGUACCCUCAUUCCAGCACUUAAAACUUAUUUUUACAGGCUCUGUGUCUGACUGAAAAUAGUUCUUAGACCAAGAGUCCUGGGCAGUGUUUGAAACCCAAACAUUGGAGCAUCAGGACAUUGAAAGUGAAAUGAAUUAAAACGGUAGAACUGAAUAUUUUUUUUCAGUGCCUGCACUUAGGUAAAUGGAGAGAGUAAAGCACAGCCAGCCUGCAAGAGCCGUGCUGCAGAACAGAAAACCUGGAAUCGUUCCCUGCUAGGAAGAAACAAGCAUGAGCUGCCACCGCUACAGAUAUUGCUUAAAUUACACUAAAACUUUCCAAUUUUUUCCAACUCUCUAAUUCUGUAGUGAAAUGGCCACACUGGGCACUGCCAUUAUUCUACCAUUUAGCCCCCCUUGUGUGUGGGAGUCUUUCCUUUGCCAACAAUGGGCUUUGGGUCAGGUCCAUUGGCUGUUACACAGAAACACCAAUUCCCCUGGGAAUGUCUGGAUGUUACCAAA
Molecule: messenger RNA, 1114 nt
Organism: Mauremys mutica (yellowpond turtle)
Lineage: Eukaryota; Metazoa; Chordata; Testudines; Geoemydidae
Product: butyrophilin subfamily 2 member A2-like
Exons: 8
Source: RefSeq, a predicted model, not a curated record